AGCUCCUGCACCAGGAAACGGCCGGAUCCCGGCAGCGGCCUGACCCGUGAGAUCCCUAAACCUGGCCGGCGGGCGGGGUUGGAGACCAGCUGAGGGUGGGGGGCUCCACGCUGGCCAGGAGGAUGAAAGGCCCCAGCUGGGGGCUCCUUGCCACCAGCGCUGGGUCCUAAGAGCUGCCAUCCAGGCUGGCUGCCCGGAUGGCGACCCCAGCCUCAGCCCCAGACACACGGGCUCUGGUGGCUGACUUUGUAGGCUAUAAACUGAGGCAGAAGGGUUAUGUCUGUGGAGCGGGCCCUGGGGAGGGCCCAGCAGCUGACCCACUGCAUCAAGCCAUGCGGGCAGCUGGAGAUGAAUUUGAGACCCGCUUCCGGCGCACCUUCUCUGAUCUGGCAGCUCAGCUGCAUGUGACCCCAGGCUCAGCCCAGCAACGCUUCACCCAGGUCUCUGAUGAACUUUUCCAAGGAGGCCCCAACUGGGGCCGUCUUGUGGCCUUCUUUGUCUUUGGGGCUGCCCUGUGUGCGGAGAGUGUCAACAAAGAAAUGGAACCACUGGUGGGACAAGUGCAGGAGUGGAUGGUGGCCUACCUGGAGACACGCCUGGCUGACUGGAUCCACAGCAGUGGGGGCUGGGCGGAGUUCACAGCUCUAUACGGGGACGGGGCCCUGGAGGAGGCGCGGCGUCUGCGGGAGGGGAACUGGGCAUCAGUGAGGACAGUGCUGACGGGGGCCGUGGCACUGGGGGCCCUGGUAACUGUAGGGGCCUUUUUUGCUAGCAAGUGAGAGAAAGUCUGGGGCCAAGUGUGGCUAGGUGUGGCUGGGGAGGGAGGGGGGCAGGAGAGCAGAGACAGAACAAAGAAUGCCUUUGGAACAAGUGGGGUGGAUGAAUGGUCAUGGAGCAGGGAAGGGCAGGGAGAAGGAAGGUCAUGUGUGAGGGAGCUGAGCAAGCCAGGCAGGUGGCUGGAAGAAUGAGCAGGAGAUAUUGGGGAAUGUUUUAAGAAGGUGAGGGUCUAGGAGACAGAACCAUUCCAAGAUUUGGGAGGGAGAAAGGGGGAAUGAUCAAUAGGGUGCUUUAUAGGAUGGGCACAUGAAACCACUUGGAACUUGCUUCACAACUCCGAGGAAUUGUGCCUCCAUUGGCUGAGUGGGAUUUGGGACCCCAGAAGGUGCAUCCCUUUGGAAUGGAAGCUUGGUGAUCAGGUGAUUGGAAGAGGUGGCCAUGGCUGAGGGCUGCUUGGACACGUGUGCAUGUGCACGUGUGCUCCUGUGCAUGCUGGGCUGUUUGUCUAAUCUGGUGAUGGUAGGAUUCUUCAAAGAGAAAACAUUCCCUCUUGCAAUGGCAAGAACAAGAAGGGAUAGUUCUUUGCCCUUCCUCUCCCCACGCUUCCCAGCCUUGUUCCCAGGCCUCAAGGUUGAGGGAGAAACACUGUAUCCAGACCGAGGACUCUGGCACCUCUCUGCAGAAAAUCAUUGGCAGGGCUUUGGAGAGAAAAGCUGUUCUGCAACUGGCCUUGUUCCUUCAUCAUCCCCUCUGUGUGCAUCUUGCACUUGCUGCUGCCUCCUGGGCUGAUUGAAGGCAGGGCUGUGGAGCCUGGGUGGGUGGAGGCUUUGGUAGCUGGACCUGCCUGCCACCCUUCCCUCCCACUGGGGCACAAUGGUGCCUAAAAUGUUGCCUAUUUGGGAGACCUCUGCACCUACACUUAAACUCUAAAUUGGGGCUCUAAGUUUUCCUUUUGAGGGUGUUAAGCUCAAAACUCUACAUUGGGGCUCUAAUUUUCCUUUCACGGGUAUGGGCAUAAAUGCUGAUCUAGAAUACAGUCUGGGUCCUGCAUUGUCUCAGUGAGAUUGGUGAUGCCUUGAGAGGAACUUUCCAGCUCUGAGCCCCAUGGGUGUGAUGGUGACAGGUAUUCCAUUACUGGCCUAUUCUUUGUGGUGGGCUUUGGUGCUGCUUUAUCAGGGGCCAGGUGUAUGGGUUCUAGAAUACCUAGAAGCAUUUUUAUAUUUCCUUUGAAGCCACCUUGUUUGCAUUUAUAUUAUUUGUCUCUACUUCAGAGUCUGAGGACACUAACUUUAGAACUUAACAGUCCUCUAGAACAAAUCCAGAUUAUAGCUUUUUCUUUUGAGGGAGAAAUUCACUCCAAAUGCAGGCCCUGAGCCAGACCUCAAUGCUGCACUUGUCAAGGUGCUCAAAUUGCUGCUCUCCAAUGCUGAUUUCCUUCACAGUGCUCUAGAACCCUGCCCAUGGUCCUGAGCACUGAUCAGCUUAGCCAGACCACGGUUGACUUCUUGGGGAUUUUUCCCUUGGUCCUAGAAUGUGGCAUCCUAGUCGUGCUUGCUAGAAUGUGGGACCAAAUUGGCCUCAGGUGUUUAGUCCAGACCUUUGCUUUUGAGAGAGGGCUGCACUUUUUAACGGUAUUUAUGGGGGAGGUGGUUAGACUGCAUGAGCCACUUGGUCUGAUAUUGAGUAUGCUGAACCAUAAACUCAGAGCCGGUCUGUGGCAAGCAGUUGGGGUGGGGGAAAAUCUCUGACUUGCUCAGGACAAACUAGGCCAGUGGUUUUCAAACUGCUUGGCAAAGCCCCUAAGUAUCCUAGGGGUUGCGCCUCAGGAGUCCUUGGGGAGGUAAAGGGGUGGGGGGCGGGGAGGUGAGCAGACUGGGCAACUCGCCCUUAAAAAGAACAGCUCCCCUUGUAGCUGUGUUACCUAUCGGGGUUCAGGGUAAGAUUUUAUUUGCAUUAAGGGGUUUGCCGCUGAAAGACAUUGGAAAACCACUGAGUAGGCCAUCAGCUCCCCCAGGUCCAGAGCAGAUGCUUCUCCCAACCCUCCACCACAGGACACCAAUCCAGUUAGCAUUCCUGGGGGCCUUCAGACGUGAGGAGAAGCAGGGACCAGGGUGAAGUUACUGAAAUGUCCUGUUUUGAGGCCUUCACACCUGGGUGGAAGAAGAGGCUAUUUUCUGAAAGGGGAAAGGGCUUGGUCUGUAUUCCAAGAAGCGUAGCUUAGAUGGGACCACAGUGGGCAGUUUUGACCUGUUCUGCCCUUAAUUUGAGGGGCAAUGGAAACCCCAGAGACUCUUCUGUCAGGGAAAACUAGAGACUCUCUUUCAGAGCCAUAUAGUUUCUUGGGAUUAGCUCUUGGCCAAGAAGGCUGAGUAUGGCUCCCAAUUUUUAAAUCCAUUUCAUUUUUAUUAAAUGAGGGAAAUAAAUAUAAUUACCAUUUUUAAAGAUUACAUAGAUGGAGAGGAUGUUUCUUGCUCUCCAGAGCCCAAAGGGACAAAUAGAGACUUUGCUUAGGCCAAGGAAGGAGCGGAAGUAGGGCAACUCAGUCCUGCAAUUAUUAAUCCCACUCCCCACUUAUUCUAGGGCAUACAUACACUAUUUUACUUUUUUAAAUCAUAAACGGCAGGAGAAGAGAUUUGGUUAGUUUAGAAGAAAAGAAAAGCUCUAUAAAUAUAAAUAUAUAUUCCUGUAUUUUUAUUUAAUAAUUUAUAAAUACCAAGUUCAUUUGACUUUUAUUUUUGUGUAAUAUGUAAUGGUGAUAUUAAAAAAAAUAAAUAAAGCCCAGAAAUUUAAUGAGAA
Molecule: messenger RNA, 3573 nt
Organism: Dipodomys spectabilis (banner-tailed kangaroo rat)
Lineage: Eukaryota; Metazoa; Chordata; Mammalia; Rodentia; Heteromyidae
Product: bcl-2-like protein 2
Exons: 4
Coding region: 198-779 (193 amino acids)
Biological process (GO): extrinsic apoptotic signaling pathway in absence of ligand; intrinsic apoptotic signaling pathway in response to DNA damage; negative regulation of intrinsic apoptotic signaling pathway
Cellular component (GO): mitochondrial outer membrane
Molecular function (GO): protein heterodimerization activity; protein homodimerization activity; RNA binding
Source: RefSeq, a predicted model, not a curated record